Messenger RNA from Penicillium salamii, 1227 nucleotides. The record is from the annotation of a GenBank genome assembly. NCBI's taxonomy places the organism in Eukaryota, Fungi, Ascomycota, Eurotiomycetes, Eurotiales, Aspergillaceae.
AUGACAGUUUUGCACAUCUCUGUCCUCAAACAUGUUCACACUGUGGUCCAGGAAAUUGGAACUAUAGCUCAAAACAUGCCUGAAUUCGAUCGGGUGGAAUUUGUCAAUCGGCCUGACGACGUUCAAAAUACCCCACUCGACUAUGCUAUUACGAUCUCGUCUUCGACCAUUGUGAAUAUUCUGGUUAGCGCUGGAGCUAGAAUCAACGAUACAGAUCGCCUAGGUUAUACUCCGCUCAUGAACGCGUGUCAUCUCAGACGAGACGAGGUCGUCCACUGCCUGGUUGAUCGCGGGGCGGACAUGCGAGCCACAAACAGUUUCAACCUCUCUGUCUUGGAAUGUAUUGUGACUGGCGAAAGCCGAACGAAGGAGGCAUUGUUGCAGCGUAUAGGCCCCCAUGCUACCCAAGUGCAACUGAACAGAGCACUUUGGCUUGCAGUCAACGACAAGAAAGAGCUUGUGGGUGUUCUCCUCAGAUUUGGCGCAGACGGCCAAUACGCUGGUAUCCUAGAAGACGAUUCGUACGAUGCAGAAAGAAACGGGCAUACCAGACCAACCACACAUGGACCGGUUGAAGCAAGCAUGUCAUUGUCCCGACGUCAUUCAACCCCAAGUAUCGCCAGUGACCUUGCGUCUAGGGAACCGGAUAUUCUCGUUGAUUUAAACCUUAUCAUGCACUGUGAGGCCAGUACUGACAAUGGUGGGAUCGUGGACGGCUUUGGGACUUUUCGGCGAUCACCGAUAUUUAUAUUCCGGUACGGUCCGGACUUCGCGGCCAAGUUCAGCGCAAAGUAUGCAGACGGCCAUGAUAUCAACGAUGGAAGAAAUCCUCCCAAUUUUGACGUUCGAAUCACUCAACUGAGGGAUUCCAACGACCGCGGAAAGCAUUGGCGGUAUUCAAAAGAUAAUGUUCUCGGGAUUUGCGGAGUUGCAUUCGAAGAGAGAAAAUUCCCAGACCGAGUCUAUAAGCUACGAAGAAGCGUCUGGGUUAAAAUUAAGUGGAGAAAUAUCGUGACGGCAGAUAAGGGAUUACUUGAAGGAGAUUGUUCCUGGAUUCCGAGAGAUGACUUUACUCGUUUGUGUGGCAGUAAGAAUGUGGCAGAAAGCAAACUGAGGGAAGGCUGGAACAGGCAGGAGGAACGCUACACUAACUGGAACCACAGACAUGAAUUUCAAGCGCCGCGUACCAGACAAUGGCCUGCCCCAUUUCCCUGGGACUUGACGUGA